UAACUUCAACUCCUCCCUCUCUUUCUCCUGUUUGCCUGCCCCACCCCCCCACCCAACUCUUACCCCUGUGACCCCCUAGCCCAAACCAUGCCUGAGGCCCCGAAACCAUCCCCGCCGCGGUCCCCCUCCAGCUACAACCUCUCCGAGAAGAACCGCAAAGCGCUCGAGUUCAUCGAGGACGUGACCUCCCGCCCUGACGAGGUCCAGGGCCGCGUCCUGUCCGAGAUCCUGUCCCGCAAUGCCCACGUCGGGUACCUGCGCCGCCACAACCUAGAGGGACGGACCGACCGCGAGUCGUUCAAGCGGCUCAUCCCCGUCAUCACGUACGAGGACAUUCAGCCCGACAUCUCCCGCAUCGCCAAUGGGGACAAGUCCCCCGUCCUCUGCUCCCACCCCAUCUCUGAGUUCCUCACUAGCUCUGGCACAUCGGGAGGGGAGAGGAAGCUGAUGCCUACAAUUGAGGAAGAGCUGGACAGGAGGAGUUUGCUCUAUAGCCUGCUAAUGCCGGUGAUGAGCCAAUUCGUCCCGGACCUCGACAAGGGCAAAGGAAUGUAUUUCCUCUUCAUCAAAUCCGAGGCGAAGACCCCCGGCGGGCUCGUAGCCCGACCCGUCCUCACGAGCUACUACAAGAGCUCUCACUUCAAGAACCGGCCCUUCGACCCGUACACCAACUACACCAGCCCGAACGAGGCCAUCCUCUGCCCUGACUCCUACCAGAGCAUGUAUUCCCAGCUCCUCUGCGGCCUCUGCCAGCGCAUGGAAGUCCUCCGUGUCGGGGCUGUGUUCGCCUCCGGCUUCAUCCGGGCCAUCCGGUUCCUCGAGAAACACUGGCCCCAGCUCUGCUAUGACAUCCGCUCUGGCAUCCUGAGCUCCGACAUCACCGACCCGUCGGUCCGUGAGGCGGUGUCGCGGAUCCUGAGGCCAGACCCUGCUCUUGCGAACUUCAUCGAGGCCCAGUGCGGGAGCCAGUCCUGGGCUGGGAUCAUCACCAGGCUGUGGCCCAACACCAAGUACGUGGACGUGAUCGUCACGGGCACUAUGUCGCAGUACAUCCCGACCCUCGAUUAUUACAGCAACGGGCUGCCACUCGUGUGCACCAUGUACGCGUCCUCGGAGUGCUACUUCGGGGUCAACCUCAAUCCGAUGUGCAAGCCGAGUGAGGUGACCUACACAUUGAUCCCCACCAUGGCGUACUUUGAGUUCCUCCCCGUGAAUAGGAACACCAAUGGGGCCACUAACCCGCUUUCCAAGCCCAGAUCGCUCAAUGAGAAGGAGCAGCAGGAGCUCGUUGACCUUGUUGACCUCAAGCUUGGUCAGGAAUAUGAACUUGUUGUCACCACUUAUGCUGGGCUCUACCGUUAUAGAGUCGGGGAUGUGCUCCGGGUGGCAGGGUUCAAGAACAAGGCGCCUCAGUUCAACUUCAUAUGCCGCAAGAACGUCGUCCUGAGCAUAGACGCGGACAAGACCGACGAGGUCGAGCUCCAGAACGCAGUCAGGAAUGCCCUCAACCACCUCACGCCAUUCGGUGCCACUGUGACAGAGUACACGAGCUACGCCGACACCACCACCAUCCCAGGGCACUACGUGCUGUUCUGGGAGCUGGCCCUGAAUGGGUCAACCGCGAUCCCGCCCUCAGUGUACGAGGACUGCUGCCUGGCAAUUGAGGAGUCCCUCAACAGCGUGUACCGGCAGGGGCGGGCAUCGGACAAGUCAAUCGGGCCCCUGGAGAUCAGGAUUGUGGAGAGUGGGACGUUUGACAAGCUCAUGGACUGCGCCAUUAGCUACGGGGCCUCGAUCAACCAGUACAAGACCCCUAGGUGCGUGAAGUUUGCGCCUCUCCUCGAGGUGUUGAACUCGCGGGUCACAUCGAACUACUUCAGCCCGAAGUGCCCCAAGUGGGUUCCGGGCCACAAGCAAUGGUGCAAUCAAGAACUCAAGCAGUAGAAUGGAGGGAAGUGGGAAAUUAAGGUUGAUGAAUCAACUGAGCAAUCAUGUCUUUAAUUAGGAAACUUUAAGGACCUUUUUCUCUUAAUUAGAUUAACCCAUGUCUUUCUUUGUCCCUUUUCUUUUUUCCUUUUUUUCUUAUUUUUCAUUUUUCUGAUGUUACUUUGUCCCUUUUUUCUUUAGUAUUGGUGGGAGGCUCUUUAAUUGACCAUGUACAAAAACAGUUUCAUGUCUCAAGGUUAAUUAGCUCUUUCUAA
Molecule: messenger RNA, 2201 nt
Organism: Punica granatum (pomegranate)
Lineage: Eukaryota; Viridiplantae; Streptophyta; Magnoliopsida; Myrtales; Lythraceae
Source: RefSeq, a predicted model, not a curated record